AUGGCUGGGUCCCGCAGGAGUCCGGUGUUGAGAGACCAGUGGAGAGCCACCAGCGACACUAGAGACCCCAGAGACCGGGAGAAGCACCGGCCUCGAGGCUCGUACCGCGAUAGGGGAAGGGACAAAUUUCGCGACCGUGAGCGUCGUCGCCGACCCAAAGAGGGCAGACCCGACGACGAGCUUCCUCUACGGUCGCCGCCACCGCGUCCCUUUCCUCCUCCACCUCACCACGAACCUCGCCAACACCGUGAUUUGUCCCCUAGCACCGUUUCCGCCCGUGGCUCCCCUGGUCAUCCACAUUCGGAAUUUCACCCUGAGGCCACCAUCGGCGCGACCACUCACCAUCCGCUCCGCCUCCCUUCAAGCGUAAAAGGACGCGAAGCCCUUCUCCCAGUGGCUUCGAUCAGCCUCCCACCCGGCCAAGUCAUCGCUAUCCUCCUUCCAAUCACAGUGACGACCUGGAUCGAGGUCUGCCAUCCAACAGGCGAGGACGAUUCGCAACUCGGGGUCGGUCUGGUCGGAGACCAUCCCCCCGACGAGGGAGAGAUAGGCGCCCACCCGGGGGUAGACGUCCAAUAUCCCCACGACCUAGGCGCUCUAGGUCUCCCCCCUUUGCCGGAAGACGAACUCGAGAACGAGCCCCGCUAUCGAUCACCUUCGCGUCACUCUGUGCAGUCCGGUGAUUCGAGAUUAUCUAUAGCUUCUCGCCGCAAUUCUCUGGGUGAUCCGACGAUGAACUCCGCCAGACCCGCCCGCUCAGCAGCGGGUGACUCGUUCAGGUCUCUGUCCCCGUCUCGGGAAGCUCCGGGGCAUGAUGCAGAUAAUGCCAGUGUUUCGGCCAACGGGGAGACAUCACGCGAUGCAUUCCAGCGCCCGCGAACAUCUCGACCAUAUGCCGAUGCUUCUCAGUACUCCUCGACGAUGCAGAACGCUACCCCGACGAAUUCUUACCACGGAUCGCCACAGCCUGGUUCUCCGUACUCGGGCGGGCGCGGGGGACGGGGUCAGCAUGUCCCUACCUCUCCGUACCGGCAGAACAACUACACUACGAGUGGUCCACAUGGUCACAGUUUGUCAUAUUCGGGGCCAUCUUACCGUGGUGGACAUUCAGGGUACCGUGGCGGCUAUCAAGGACAUGGCAGCGACCGUCGCUUUAUGAACUCAGGGCCUCAGGGCCAUAAUAAUGGACCACCACAUGGCCGAAGCAAUUUUAACAAAGCACAUUGGAGGGGUGAUUCCCGGGGUCGAGGCCCUUCCAGCCCUCACGAGCCCUAUAGGCAACCAUCAGCCAGCCCACCACCGCCCCCGGCCAACGAAGAAAGAUCCCAUGUUGACGAUAAUGGUGACCGGUUUGCACCAUCAAGGAAAGAAACCCACACAGAAGAUGACGGUUCGAAGGCUACUGCGGGAGGUGAUGCUCAAGGCAACCCACCUCCAACUAAUGCUACGCAACAAUCUAAUUCAUCUGCUACCCCUAACAAAGGGGGCAAAAUCAGUUUCGCUUUCAAGGCAAAGACUACCCCGGCUCCAGCUCCCAAGCCGGUUCCCGACUUGGCUCAAAGAAUGCUGGCACGAGAGCCACCGCCGCGCGCUGCUGAGCCACCUCCCCGCAAUAGGUUAUCGAGUGGCCCGCCGCCACCGAAGUUUAAGCCUGACACACGCUAUGACCGUCGUGAUCGUGACAGAGAUAGGGACCGCGACCGUGAUCGGCCGCGCGACAGGGACCGAGAUCGAGGGAGGAUGGACCGCAGAGAAUUCCGGGAACCCCGCAGCUUUCGUGAAGCUCGAGAUCCACGCGAUAUGAGAAGAGACGACCGACGAUUCGAACAUCGCAAUGAAAGAAGGAGAGGUGAUCGAAGACAAGACUUCCGUCCCGAGCGCCGUCGCGAGCGUUCUCCUGAACCAAAAAAGCAGCCAAAGAUCAUGACCCGUCCCAAGCCACGUCCCACCCUAUCCGAAGAGUUUGCCCAGUCGGACUCGGUCUAUUAUCGAAAGCCUGGCAAUGAGUCUGUCAUUGGUGCCGGUACAUAUGGAAAGGUUUUCAAGGCAAUUCAUGUCUACACACAGAAAAAGGUUGCUUUGAAAAAGAUCCGAAUGGAAGGCGAGAAGGACGGCUUUCCCGUCACAGCUGUGCGGGAGAUCAAACUACUUCAACAUCUUCGCAACAACAACGUUGUCAGCCUGUUGGAAGUAAUGGUUGAGAGAAACGAGUGUUUCAUGGUCUUUGAAUAUCUCUCGCACGAUCUGACUGGCUUGAUCAAUCAUCCAACCUUCACGCUGACGGCAGCUCACAAGAAAGACUUGGCUAAACAGAUGUUUGAGGGCUUGAACUACCUGCACCACCGUGGAGUCAUGCAUCGUGACAUCAAGGCCGCCAACAUCCUCAUCAGCAACAAAGGACAACUGAAAUUUGCGGACUUUGGAUUGGCCCGUUUCUUUUCUAAGAGUCGCCAACUAGAUUACACCAAUCGUGUCAUCACCAUAUGGUAUCGACCACCCGAACUUUUGUUGGGUGAAACCAGGUAUGGACCGGCGGUCGAUGUCUGGAGUGCGGCGUGCGUAUACGUGGAGAUGUUUACGAAGAAGGCUGUCUUUCCUGGCGAGGGCGGAGAAAUCAGUCAAUUGGAGAAGCUUUACAAUUCCCUUGGUACGCCGACUCGGCAAGAGUGGCCAGACAUUGUCGAGAUGCCCUGGUUCGAGCUGAUGCGGCCGACUGAGCGACGCAAGAGGAUAUUCGAAGAGGUCUACCGGGAAGUUCUAUCACCCGCUGCUCUGGAUUUGGUUUCGCAAAUAUUCCGCUACGAUCCUACAAAACGGCCAAGUACCGAGGAGAUUCUGUCACACCCAUACUUUGUUUCAGAGGAACCAAGUGCUCAACAAGCCGUCGAAUUGGAGAAUAUUGAAGGUGACUGGCAUGAAUUCGAGUCUAAGGCUCUCCGUCGCGAGAGGGACAAAGAACGUCGUGCUGAGUAUCAGCGGGAUAAGGAGAAGCGCAAGGGGGCACCAUCUGCACCUCCGAGCGAGAGAGAUCCCAAGCGUGUCAAGCAAGACGGGUCUGAAAGCGGACCACCUUCUGCGCCACACCCGGGUCAGUGA
Aspergillus tubingensis is the source of this 3096-nucleotide messenger RNA. RefSeq names its product putative protein kinase. The transcript is spliced from 5 exons. NCBI's taxonomy places the organism in Eukaryota, Fungi, Ascomycota, Eurotiomycetes, Eurotiales, Aspergillaceae. Gene Ontology annotation, molecular function: cyclin binding; RNA polymerase II CTD heptapeptide repeat kinase activity; cyclin-dependent protein serine/threonine kinase activity. Gene Ontology annotation, biological process: protein phosphorylation; transcription elongation by RNA polymerase II; positive regulation of transcription elongation by RNA polymerase II. The coding region runs from base 1 to 3096 and encodes 1031 amino acids. The record is from RefSeq and is a predicted model, not a curated record. Gene Ontology annotation, cellular component: cyclin/CDK positive transcription elongation factor complex; nucleus.